Molecule: messenger RNA, 2846 nt
Organism: Gavialis gangeticus (Gharial)
Lineage: Eukaryota; Metazoa; Chordata; Crocodylia; Gavialidae
Gene: QTMAN
Product: glycosyltransferase like domain containing 1
Exons: 12
Coding region: 255-1646 (463 amino acids)
Molecular function (GO): glycosyltransferase activity
Source: RefSeq, a predicted model, not a curated record
UCAGGCCUGGCGUGAAACCUGUCCACGCAAAGGGCGGCAAGUUGGAAAGUGCCGUGGCCUUGAGGGGAGCGUGGCUCAGGAGAAUGAGACUUGGCAGGACAUAAAGGGCAAAGAAACUGCAGUGAUCCUUCAGUUUCCUCUCUUCACUUGUGACAGCAAACGAAGCUGAUCACCAAGGAAGUUUUUGCUGAGGAAAUUCAGUUUGCUUAAGGAACGCCUUCAGAAUCCAGAUACAUUUGAAAAACUUAAAAUAAAUGAGCAUUCUUCUAAUUGAAGCUUUUUAUGGUGGUUCCCACAAGCAGCUAGUGGAUCUUCUGCAGGAGGAGGUAGAAGAAUGUGUCCUCUACACAUUGCCAGCAAAGAAAUGGCACUGGAGAGCACGGACUGCUGCCCUCUAUUUCAUGCAAACCGUGCCAGCUAAUGCUAAUUACAGGAUCCUCUUUGCAAGCUCAGUGCUUAACCUGACUGAACUUAUUGCCCUUCGGCCUGACCUUGGCAAAUUGAAAAAGGUCCUUUACUUCCAUGAGAACCAACUGGCAUAUCCUGUCCAGAAAUGCCAAGAAAGAGAUUUCCAAUAUGGAUACAACCAGAUUCUUUCAUGUUUGGUUGCUGAUAUUGUAGUGUUCAACUCUGCUUUUAAUAUGGAGUCAUUUCUUACAUCUAUUGGAAAAUUUAUGAAGCUGAUUCCUGACCACAGACCAAAGGAUCUGGAAAAAAUAAUCAGACCGAAGUGCCGAGUUCUUUACUUUCCAAUCAGGUUCCCUGAUGUGAGCAGGUUCAUGCCAGAACACAAACUGGCCCAUUUGGAGAAGAUAACUGGCGUUAAAGGAAAUGGAGAUACUUAUCGAUUUAAGGGUCUGCCUCUCCAACAGAAGAAUGAAGCUACUGGGGGUUUAAUGAAAAACAGCAACUUGGGUCAGGGGUCUGGACUUUGUGAAGUACAGUCUGGACUUUGUACCACACAACAAGAAAGCCUACAUAACCCAUUAACAGCAGUGGAGAAAUUGAACAAGUCUGAGGCAUCAGAAAGUACAAAUCCUUGUCAGGAGGAAGAUAAGCAACAUCUGACUUUUAACCCCUGUAAUAUUUUGAGUGGAAUGGACUGUCAGCAAAGACCUUUACACAUUGUCUGGCCUCACAGGUGGGAACAUGAUAAAGACCCUGAAAAUUUCUUUAAAGUAUUACUGAAACUUAAAGAGAAGGAACUACAUUUUCACGUAUCUGUCCUGGGAGAGACUUUCACCGAUGUGCCAGAUAUAUUUUCAGAGGCCAAAAAGGCAUUGGGAUCUUCGGUCUUGCACUGGGGCUACUUACCCAGCAAAGAUGACUAUUUCCAAGCUCUGUGCAUGGCUGAUGUUGUCAUCUCAACAGCUAAACAUGAAUUCUUUGGAGUGGCAAUGCUAGAAGCUGUAUAUUGUGGUUGUUAUCCACUCUGUCCCAAAGCCUUGGUGUAUCCAGAAAUAUUUCCAGCUGAAUAUCUGUAUUCUACACCUGAACAGCUUCUUAAAAGGCUUCAAAAUUUCUGCAAGAGACCAGAUAUUGUAAGGAAACAUCUCUAUAAGGGGGAGAUGGCUCAGUUUUCUUGGGCAGCGCUACGUGGUAAAUUCAGGUCUCUGCUCACAACAGAACCUAGGGAAGAUUUGUGACAGAUGGGGCUAAGUCACAAACUUGCAGCCUAAGGCAGAAUCUGUAGAACUUUCCAGAGUGUGCCCAUAUUUACCUGAUCAGAGAGAAAAGAAAAUCUGCAGAGGAAGCUGAGCCUGGCUGCUUGUCAUAGCUGACACAGAGCCAUCUGCCACAAACCUGUGGCGGCUUCAGAUCUCCAAUCCCUGCCACCACCCCAACUCAAAUUAAAUACAGAUUCUUAGAGACGUUAUGAUGGUUACACAUGUCCUCGGCAUCACAUGCAGGAGACUGUUCAAAAAAAAUAUGUGGCCUGUUGUAUAACCGCACUCAUGUAUCCCAUAUGUGGUGCCACAUUGAAUUUCCGGUUGAAUCUGUUUUUAUCCUUUGUACUGGAUGACAUGGUGCCUGAAUUCUUUCUUUUUGCCGACAUGAUGGCAGCCAAACUACAGCUUCAAACGCUCACACUUGGCUGGGUUUCUACCUAGGUUGCCAGGUUAUCAUUGGAGCCUUAUUGUGUCCUCAAAGGGCCACAGGGCCUGAAAGGAGGAUCAGAGUGCUACCGGACUAAUUGGGCAGCCAUCUAUGAAUUGUUUGUAGGCAAAGGGCUGCUUUAGCACUUUUCUUUUUGCAAAUUAAUGACUCUCUGGCACAGGGGUUUUUAAGUGAAGGUAUUAAUAAGGGGUCUGGCAGGUAUUCCCAUGAUUCACAGAGUUACAUUUGCAUUUAAUUAAUCUUAAAGAAAGCUGCAAGAUAAACAGCUGUAAUUCAAACUAGCAUGGGAAAUAUGCUACAUGGUGCCAUCUAUCCGAUAAAAUGAAAGCUGAGACACUUGUUUUAUUUCUCUCAAGGAUGGAGAACAAACAGAUAACAGUCAAAAUACUUCCAAUGAAAACCAGUAGUUUUAAUGUAACUGCAGUUCAUCAAAAAUCUUUGCAUCCAGCUACAAAUAGUCUUUUACAGAUAAAUCACUUAUGAUUCUAACAGUCAAGCUGCUAUAUUUGUUGAUGUAAAAUGUUUUGAAGAUUUAGAUUGUACAAUAAAUUUUUAAUAAAGCGCCCACUGCAAUUUUUAAUUAGCAUAUCUCAUUCAUGUAUAAGUGUGUACAUCUAUCUGUAUGUUUAUCACUCUGCAUAUCCUUGUGUCAGAGUCAAUGAAUACAAUUGUGUCUUUAUCUGAUGAAUUAGAAUCUGUUUUGCAAAUGACAAUAAAAUGCUAAGACA